Molecule: messenger RNA, 1239 nt
Organism: Priceomyces carsonii
Lineage: Eukaryota; Fungi; Ascomycota; Pichiomycetes; Serinales; Debaryomycetaceae
Exons: 1
Coding region: 1-1239 (412 amino acids)
Source: RefSeq, a predicted model, not a curated record
AUGCCUCCGAAAACAGCAAAGAAACCAAAGUUCGAACCUGGCGAUUUAGUUUUAGCUAAAAUGGCUGGUUGGUCAGCUUGGCCUUCGUUCGUAAUGCCACGAGAAAUGAUACCGCCUUCGGUGUUAAAAGCAAAAAAGAAAACCACCGACUACUGCGUCAUAUUCAUACCAGACGGGGAUUAUUACUGGAUGACAGAGAAGAACCUCGAAGGAUUGUCAACAGAGAAACUUCUAAAGAAGCUUGAAAAGAUUCCAAAAAAAGCGAAGCCUAAAAAGGGCCGCACACUAAAUGUCAAUGAUGCCUUACUUGCAGCUGAGAAUUUAACAUUUGAUGCUUUCAUGAGUACUUUAGAAGCUGCAGGUGAAGAGCCAAACAUCUCCAAUGAUUCUAAUGCUGAAAAUGUCGAGGAUGAAGACGAUGUCGAUGACGAUGAAGAAGAAGCUAUUAUCGACGACGAUGAUGGAGAUAUCAUCGAAGAGAAAGGCUCGAAAAAAGAUGACGAAGUGGAUGGAGAUGAAGGAAGUAGCUCCGAAGAGUCCUCGGUAACAAAAAAUAUCAAAGGAAGCAGUACGACGGCUAAGCAGGCACCGCUAAAUACUGAAAAAAUGAAUGAAGAUGAGUUGAACCCAAAGGAUGAGAACGAAGAUGGCAUAAUUUCAAGACGCAAAAGAUCUCUAGCUAUAAAUGGUCCACGAAAGGCUGUCAAGGUAGACCCUUCAAAUGGCAAAAAAGUGACACCUGCCCCCAAAGCUUCUUCUCCAAGAGUUCAAACUAAAGAAGAGAGACAGCACCAGCUAUGGUUAUGUCGUAUAAAGCUACAAAGAACACUCAUACAAAGAAAUCAACCUGUAACACCUUCGGACCCAAAGAAAUUCCCUCCUCCUACUGCGGACGAGUUACUGGUAGCGAGACUAAUACUUCACAGAUUAGUGGACUUUCCAGUGGACAUAGAGCUUUUAAAAAAGACCAAAAUUCAUAAGGUUUUAAGGUGCAUUUUAAGAGAUGAGAAUUUAGCAUACCGAGAUAGCUUUCAGCUCCAUGAAAAAUGUGAAGAAUUGUUAAAUAAGUGGGAGCAUUUGAUUGAAGCUAUCAGAUUAGACCGCAAGGCGCAUACUAAUGGCAGCCUGAAACCUGGAGUCUCUCAUGAGAACUCUCGUACAAGCAGCCAAGCACCAGAUGACUCAGAAGUAUCUGCAGUCGAAAGUAAUUCGAAUUCUGUUACUAAAGGAGAAUCUUAG